AAAAAAAAAAGGGGGAAAGCUCUCAAAAAACUAAUAAACGUUUUUGGGAUUGCAGUGCAAUAAUGAGUUAGUAUUUAUAUUUUCUGGGUAGCCAUUAAACUUGAAGAGAAGCCGUUCAGACAGGUACCUAGGAAUCUGGAGCUGUUCUCAAGUGUUUUUGGGCUGUUAUUGGAUUCAACAAGAUGUCUCAAACCAACUGGGAAGCUGAUAAAAUGUUAGAUGUGUAUAUCCAUGAUUAUUUAGUAAAGAGGGAUUUAAAGGCUUCAGCUCAGGCUUUUCAAGCUGAAGGAAAAGUAUCAUCAGAUCCUGUAGCUAUUGAUGCACCUGGAGGUUUUCUCUUUGAAUGGUGGUCUGUUUUCUGGGACAUAUUCAUUGCCAGGACUAAUGAGAAGCACUCAGAGGUUGCUGCAUCUUAUAUUGAGACACAGUUGAUUAAAGCGCGGGAGCAGCAGCAACAGCAACAGCAGCAGCAGCAACCUCAACAGCCUCAGCAUCAACAGCAACAGCAGCAGCAGCAACAACAACUGCAGAUGCACCAGCUUCUAUUGCAGAGGCAUGCUCAGCAGCAACAGCAGCAGCAACAGCAGCAACAGCAGCAGCAGCAACAGCAACAGCAGCAGCAGCAGCAGCAGCAGCAACAGCAACAGCAGCAGCAGCAGCAGCAGCAGCAGCAGCCCCAGCAGCGAAGGGAUGGCCCUCACCUCCUCAAUGGCAGUACAAAUGGACUUGUUGGAAAUGACUCUCUCAUGCGUCAGCCAGCUGGAACUGCUAAUGCCAUAGCGACAAAGAUGUAUGAGGAAAGAUUAAAAUUGCCACUUCCAAGGGAUUCUUUAGAUGAUGCAGCUAUAAAGCAAAGGUACGGAGAGAAUGUUGGCCAGCUUUUGGAUCCAAAUCAUGCCUCGAUAUUGAAGCCUGCAGCGGCAACUGGCCAACCUUCAGGGCAAGUAUUGCAUGGUACGGCUGGUGGUAUGUCUCCUCAAGUUCAAGCUCGAAGUCAGCAAUUGCCAGGCACAACACCGGACAUAAAGACUGAGAUAAAUCCAGUAUUGAAUCCCAGAGCUGCAGGUCCAGAUGGAUCUUUAAUUGGAAUUUCGGGGUCAAAUCAAGGCGGAAAUAAUUUGACUUUGAAAGGAUGGCCAUUAACGGGUCUGGACCAACUGCGCACUGGGCUCCUUCAGCAGCAAAAACCUUUUAUACAGGCUCCGCAGCCCUUUCAUCAACUUCAGAUGUUGACACCACAGCAUCAGCAGCAACUCAUGCUUGCUCAGCAAAAUCUGACAUCACCAUCUGGCAGUGAUGAAAAUAGGAGAUUGAGAAUGCUGUUGAAUAAUAAUCGGACCAUGGGCCUUGGAAAGGAUAGCCUUUCUAAUUCUGUUGGUGACGUGGUUCCAAAUGUAUCACCUUUGCAGGCAGGCAGUCCUCUCGUGUCUCGGGGAGAUACAGAUAUGCUAAUUAAGUUAAAAAUGGCUCAGUUGCAGCAACAGCAACAGCAACUGCAACAGCAACAGAACAGUAACUCACAGCAGCAGCAACUUCAGCAGCAUGCACUCUCAAAUCAGCAAUCACAGAGUUCUAAUCCAAGUUUACAUCAACAAGAUAAAGUUGGUGGAGGUGGAAGUGUCACUGUGGAUGGUGGCAUGUCAAACUCAUUUCGAGGGAAUGAUCAGGUUUCAAAAAACCAGAAUGGAAGAAAGAGAAAACAGCCCGUGUCUUCUUCAGGCCCUGCCAAUAGCUCAGGGACAGCAAACACAGCUGGACCUUCGCCAAGUUCAGCACCAUCCACGCCAUCAACACACACCCCUGGAGAUGUGAUUUCAAUGCCUGCCCUGCCUCAUAGUGGCAGUUCUUCCAAGCCUCUGAUGAUGUUUGGCACUGAUGGUGCUGGCACACUUACAUCACCAUCAAAUCAGUUGUGGGAUGAUAAAGAUCUUGAAUUGCAGGCUGAUAUGGACCGAUUUGUGGAGGAUGGAUCUCUUGAUGAUAAUGUUGAGUCUUUUUUAUCCCAUGAUGAUACGGAUCCUAGAGAUACCGUUGGCCGAUGUAUGGAUGUCAGUAAAGGUUUCACAUUUAUGGAAGUAAGUUCUGUUCGAGCAAGCACAAGCAAAGUUACUUCUUGUCAUUUCUCAUCAGACGGAAAGUUACUUGCUAGUGGUGGCCAUGAUAAAAAGGCUGUAUUAUGGUAUACAGACACUUUGAAGCCAAAGUCUACGCUUGAAGAACAUUCAUCUUUAAUUACUGAUGUUCGUUUCAGUCCAAGCAUGUCACGCCUUGCAACAUCUUCAUUUGACAAAACUGUCAGAGUUUGGGAUGCCGACAGUCCUGGUUAUUCACUUCGUACCUUUAUGGGACAUUCUGCUACUGUUAUGUCACUUGACUUCCACCCAAGCAAGGAUGAUCUUAUCUGCUCUUGUGAUGGUGAUGGUGAAAUACGAUACUGGAGUAUCAACAAUGGGAGCUGUGCAAGAGUAUUCAAGGGUGGUACAGCCCAGUUGAGAUUUCAACCUCGCCUUGGAAAGUAUCUUGCUGCAGCUGCAGAGAAUGUUGUAUCUAUAUUGGACACAGAAACUCAAACCUGUCGACAUUCAUUGCAGGGACACACUAAACCAAUACAUUCUGUAUGCUGGGACCCUUCGGGUGAGCUUCUAGCAUCUGUCAGUGAGGACUCUGUCAGAGUUUGGACACUUGGAUCAGGGAGUGAAGGGGAAUGUGUUCAUGAAUUGAGCUGUAAUGGGAACAAGUUUCACUCUUGUGUUUUCCAUCCUACAUAUCCAUCAUUGCUGGUCAUUGGCUGUUACCAGUCUUUGGAGCUAUGGAAUAUGACGGAGAAUAAGACUAUGACGUUGGCAGCUCAUGAAGGACUAAUAGCUGCAUUGGCUGUAUCACCUGUGACAGGGCUGGUUUCUUCUGCCAGCCAUGACAAGUUUGUCAAAUUGUGGAAGUGAUACGAUUGCUAGCCAGAUGAAAUACACAUCAGUGUUUUUAAUCAGCAACAAUUGUUAGUUUGUGGCUGUUGUGGUUGCUCAAUGUGUCCAUUUUGUGGUUUGUCCCAAUUUUAGCUCCGCAUAACCGUAGUAACUAACCUUGUCUCUUGUGUGCAUGCUUAUGUAACCUUGUGUCGUUAAAUCGUUAAUUUGGACAUUCCUGCUUUAAGUUAAUUAGCAUUUUCCAAAAUUUUUUUGUCA
This is a messenger RNA of Theobroma umbraticum, 3182 nucleotides long. It is a transcript of the gene LUG, whose product is annotated as transcriptional corepressor LEUNIG. Gene Ontology annotation, molecular function: protein binding. Lineage: Eukaryota; Viridiplantae; Streptophyta; Magnoliopsida; Malvales; Malvaceae. The record is from RefSeq and is a predicted model, not a curated record. Gene Ontology annotation, cellular component: nucleus.